GCUCCACAAAACACCACCUCACAAUGAUGAACCACGCCAGAGUGUUUAAGAAGACCGCCCCCAACGGGAAGAUCACCCUGUAUGUGGAGCAGCGGGAACUGUGCAUCGGGGAGAACGGCAUCCAGCCCCUGCAAGGCAUCCUCUACGUUGACGCCAAUUACGUCAAGGAUAGGAAGGUCUUCGGACAGUUUGUUCUUACAUUCCGAUACGGUCGGGAAGACGAAGAGGUCAUGGGCCUCAGGUUCUGUAACGAGGCAUGUCUUCAGGCGCAGCAGCUUUGGCCGCAGCUCGAUGAAGAAUUCAGCCAAGAUGAUAAGAACCUCUCGCCCCUGCAGGACACGUUGGUGAAGAGGCUGGGCGCGGGAGCCGUGCCCUUCUCAUUCAACGUGUCUUCUCUGGCUCCUCCCUCUGUCACACUGCUGCCCGCACGCUCCUACGCUGGGGCACCCAUCGGGACUAACUAUGACCUGCGCAUCUUUGUGGGUGAGAACCCAGAGGACAAGCCACACAAGAGGUCGAGCAUCAGGAUGGGAAUGAAACUCUUCCAGUUGGCCCCUGAGAGCGAGAACGUCACCCCUUACGCCACUUUCUCCAAGCCUCUGCGCCUCGCCGACGGACAGGUGGAGUUAGAGGCGACUCUGGACAAGGCGGUGUACGACAGGGGCGAGGACGUGGGCGUGAGUGUGUCCAUCGCCAACCACUCGUCUAGGAACGUGAGGAAGAUCAAGGUGAUGGUGGUGCAGUAUGUUGAUGUGGCGAUGUUCAGUAACGGCAAGUUUAAGAACAUCGUGGCCUCUGUGGAGUCGACUGACGGCUGCCCUGUGCCUCCCGGGGCCAGGGUAAGCCGCCAGUUCCACCUGCACCCUGCCCGCGGCGUCAUCAAGAACUGGAUCGCCCUGGAGGAGUUCUAUGAUAGGGACAGCAUGCUGGCGUCUUCUGUGGCGCGGCCUGACGGGCAAGAGAGGAAUGUGUUCGCUAUCUACGUCAACUAUUAUGUGAAGGUCAAGCUCUUCACUAGUGCCAUCGGCGGGGAGGUGAGCGUCAAAGUGCCAUUUAAACUGAUGCGACGCUCUGGCACCGAGGACGCGGAGACCAACACGCCGCAGGUGACCGAGGAAACAACAGAUGGGGUCCAGAUUACUACCUCCCGGUCCAUGUUUGACCUCACGUCGAGGAACGGGCGCCGCGAGGCAACCCGGGCCCGUCGCUCACCGCCCUCUCGUUCCACCAGUGAAGACUCGGGCCGCUGCUCAGACGGAGGCCGACACUACCUCGACCCUGAACGAUUCCGGUCCGCCGUCCAGCUCCAAGGGCGGGAACGCAGCCACUUGGUGAACUCCGCCUGUUGAGCCGCGUGUGCCGCAUUCUUCAUGCCCUGCCAGCCCCUGCCUCGGGGCCCAACGCCAGGCAGGAGGCAAUGCGCGGCAGGUCAGCGGUGUGAGCUGACCAAUGUAUUCGUCUCUUCAAAGGAUGAAAAUUACAUUAUGAAAAGCUAUAUACGUAUAUCAACAUUAUCAAUAAAUAAAGGAACAAAAAAAUAUUUAUAAAAAUUAGAAUAUUCACUGAUACCAAAUCUUACAUUAUUUCAAUUUAUCUGAGAGAAUGAAAAUUAUACGAAUAUAAUCCGUAGUUGAGAAAGUGUUAGGUCAGUUCCCGACGUCUAAUUCAAACCUCAGGCACCUGUAGCUCAACGCAGAAUCUCAUCAUCUGUUUUACUGAGCCUCCAUACGUGCUUUAAAGUGGACACAAUCAGUGCUGCGAGAGGGAGUCGUCCAGCCAGGGGAGAGCGCCGCGAGAAGGACGACUGCUCUCUGGGGUUUCUUCCCCGGUGCACACCGCGCCUUCCUGCUUCUCCUUCACCCGCCUAGGGAGCUCUAGCCUGUCACAGGGGUGCCUUUCUGGCAAUUCUACUGGCAGCUUCUUUUUCUAAUCCUCUCUCUCUCCCAGCAUCUCUAGAAUGAAGCUGCAGAAGCGGUGCCUUGCCCACAAGCGCCGUUUGCAUAGCCAGUGGGAUACUGAACAAAGAAUAAUGAUAAUAACAUAUAUUUCUAUUCAGCUCCCAAUAAAAGUGCCUGUUGAAAAUAUUUCAAUCCUCUAUAAAUGUAUUAUGGAUAGAGAACAGCAAGGUAUUUAUAUACUCACAUUAAUAUAUAAAUAUAUAUUCACACAGCUAUAACUUAUGGGAAUUUAACGCCGUGGCGCGCCUCGUGCGGUCUCGUGUUCGUCACCACUCAGUGAAGUUUCAGUAGGAACCUAUCGAGCUGAACGGAGACAGCUUCAGACGUGGACACUUGGGCAGCCCCGCCUCCCUCCACCCUGCAGCCGCGCGGCUUGCGCUCCUUGGUGCUCAGAUGCUUUUUUGUACACGCCGAGGGUCGCCCCGCGCAUGGCUCCCCCACUCCUCCUCGCCGCGGGUUCCCGAGGAGAGAGGCCGUCACAGUAUUAGAAUUGAUGACGCUAGCAUAUUUUACAUAAAUUUACCAAAAAUCAAAACUUAAGGUAUUCAAAAGAUGACUUUAUAUAGCAGUAUACCCAAAUAUUUAUUGGUAUAUCUAUUUAAGUGCCAAUUCGGAACUAUUUAUGAUUGAGAGUAAAAUGAUGUAUGUUUUGAAUUUUGCUUCCAAAAAAAGUAAUCCAGUA
Molecule: messenger RNA, 2640 nt
Organism: Portunus trituberculatus (swimming crab)
Lineage: Eukaryota; Metazoa; Arthropoda; Malacostraca; Decapoda; Portunidae
Product: arrestin homolog
Exons: 8
Coding region: 24-1349 (441 amino acids)
Biological process (GO): G protein-coupled receptor internalization; signal transduction
Cellular component (GO): cytoplasm
Molecular function (GO): G protein-coupled receptor binding
Source: RefSeq, a predicted model, not a curated record